Molecule: messenger RNA, 2878 nt
Organism: Brassica napus (rape)
Lineage: Eukaryota; Viridiplantae; Streptophyta; Magnoliopsida; Brassicales; Brassicaceae
Product: glutamic acid-rich protein-like
Exons: 1
Coding region: 177-2636 (819 amino acids)
Source: RefSeq, a predicted model, not a curated record
CGAUAUCUCCUCACUCUGUCCUUUUAAAAUUCAAAAACUGUGGAUUUUUUUAAGCAUCCAACGUAAUCUUUCAGAUUCUUGAUAUCUUCUUUCCUUUAACGAGCAAAAGAACUGAGAUCCUCUAAAUAACUCAUUCCUAAUUCUCCAAGGAUCCCUAGCGAUUUCAACCAUCAAUCAUGGAUUCUUCUUCACCUUCGAUCCCUUCCCGUCCAAACCCUAAACCAAGAAACUCCGAGACAGGAGAUCUGAUGCGGCGGAGCUUUCGAGCCAGCCCAUUUCCAGGGAAAAUCACCCGGGGGGCCGAGUCUGGGGAUAAAGAGAACCAGAUCUCAGAUGCGGUGGUCAAAGCUCCGAAGGCUUCCAAGAACUUCAUGUCGCCGACGAUUUCAGCUGUUUCCAAGAUCAAUCCGUCUCCGAGGAAGAAGAUCUUGUCUGAAAAAAACGAACUGUCUCGCUCCUUCGACAAAUCCCAUCAUCAUGUGACUCAGGUUCGGUCUUCUGUCACGUUUUGUGAUGUGGUUAGCUUCAUUGGGGAAGAAGAUAAAGAUAAAGAUCAGAUUUUUAUCGGUGAAAAGAAGGAGGAGGAGGAGGAGGAGUCUCAUGACGUCACUGUUACUGAUGUGGAUGAUUCGAGCUUCGACGUUAGCCCUCUCCCUGCUUCGGUACCGUUCACGUUCCCUGCGUUUGAGGCGAAUGAAGUUGAUGCGUCGGUGACGCCUUACGAUCCAAAGAAGAACUACUUGUCGCCUAGGCCCCAGUUUCUCCAUUAUAGGCCAAAUCCAAGAAUCGAGUGCAAGCAGCUCGAGGAGCUUUUUACCUCUGAAAGCUCUUCUUCUGAAACUGAUAUGUCUGCUGAGGAGAGCCAACACGAGGAGGAAGUUGUUUCUCCGGAAAGUGUAGAAGAGGUGGCUGAGGAAAUUCAACAAGUGGAGGAACUUGUACUAGCAGUAGAGGAAGUUGCUUAUCAGGUAGGUGUAGUAUCAGUAGAAGAAGAGGGUGAAGUAACCCUAGAGGAGAGUGAUGAUGAGGAGCACUUGGAAGCAGUGGAGAGUGAAGAAAAAGAAGAAGUAGUGGUUGGAGAAAGCACUGAAGAAACUCGUCAGCUUUCAAAACAAUCUCGUUUCAAGACAUCCAAGUUGCUUGGUUGGAUGUUGGUUCUUGGUUUGGCGUACACGUUGUUGGUUUCCUCAGUGACGUUUACUCUUCCAAACAUUAGUCAAGAUUCACAUUUCUACAAGUUUCAUAUCCCACCAGAGAUCACAACGUCCGCAAGAGAGAGCUUUGAGCAGUUGAGUGAGAAGCUUGGGCUGUGGGCAGGAUCAUCACUUGUUUACAUGGAUAAGCUGAUCUCAAGUCUACGAGAAGAAGAGGGAUACGGUUCGUUUCAGUUUCAUAAUUUGACUGGUGUUUUGGAAGAGACAAGAUUGUCUGAUGCUGUUUUCCAGCCAACUAGUGGUGAAAUCAGUGUUGCUGGGUCGCUAGUGGAUAGCCUAGACUUGAGCUUUGAAACGGAUACAGAAGAAGAGAGUGGUGUUACUCAGGAGCCUGAAGAACUGGAGAGCAGUGGUGAAAUCAAUCUUGAAGAUGUCUACGAAGAGGAUAGCAAUGAACUGGAGCAAGAGAGUGAAGGAGGGGAGAUCACUUUGGCCACAGUUACAGAGGUGAAUGUGGGUGAAGUGUAUUCAGAAUCUCUUUCUGAAGAAGAAGAAGAAGAAGAGAGUGGUGGCCAAGAUACUGAUGGUGUUGAAGAGCAGAGAGAAUAUGAAGAAAAAGAAGUUUAUGAGCCUGAAACUACAUCAGCCCAAAACGACGAGAAGAUGAUGGAAGAAUCUGAAUCCAACGCACACCAUCUUGAUGAUGUGGAGCCUGCUGCAAUCAGUGGUCACCAGCAAGAAGACACUAGUGCAUUAGCCAACUCUGACAGUGUACCAGAAGAAGGAGGUAUUGGGGAAACUGGUGAAGCCAGCUUGGAUGUUUCAGCAGAAACUAGUGAUGUAGAUGGUAAUGAUUUGGAAGAAGAGAGUGGGAUUGGUGAAGAAGUUUCUGUUAAUGCAGAAGACUGGAAGGAGAUUUUGUUGAACAACCAGAAGAAGGUGAUGGUCUUGGUGUCGACUGUGAUGGUUAUGCUUGCUGCAGCAGCUGCUUUCUUGUUAGCUAACAAGAAGGCAAAACCUGUGGUGCAAGAAGAUAGUGGGCCAACAACAGUCUCUGACGCCGCUAAAGAGGUAAACGUUGAGCAUGCGCCAGUAGAGAAUCUGAUCAAAGAAAGGUUUUCUUCGCUGAACUUCCAGGAGGAGGAAGAAGAAGAAGUUAAUGAUGACAUGAAAAGAGAAGAGGUAUCAUCAUCAUUCCCUUCUGAGAUGAGUUUCAGUUUCCACAAGGACAAGUCAUUACGCAGCUGCAGCAACAGAGAUGAGCUUAAGGAAUAUCAAAGCGGUGGAGGUAGGAAGAGUAAUGACAGCGGUGAAUCAAUGGCUUCCUCGGCAUCAGAAUACUCCAUAGGGGGCUCUGUUUCAUACGGAAGUUUCACAACGUACGAGAAGAUACAAAAGAGGAGUGGACGUAAAGAGGAAGAGAUGGUAACACCAGUGAGGCGUUCAAGCAGGAUCAGGAACCAUCAACAUUCUGGACAAUGAAUUUAGAAAUUAGCUUUUAGACUUCAUUGUGUUACUACUACUGAUUUGUAGUAAAGCUUUUUCAUCUCACUGAAGCUUAGUAGUAUGGUGACUUUGUUGUUUGUGAUCUUUUUAGCUUUUGGAUGUGAUUCUCUCCUUUAAAGUUUCUUGCUUUAGUAUUUGUCUGACAUUGUACUUCAACAGUGUGAUGAGCCUCUUUUGGCCUUUUGUUUUAAUAAUAUUGUUCGUUUUUUUUUCCUGAA